Acanthaster planci (crown-of-thorns starfish) is the source of this 4118-nucleotide messenger RNA. Its product is annotated as A disintegrin and metalloproteinase with thrombospondin motifs 15-like. Gene Ontology annotation, cellular component: extracellular matrix. The record is from RefSeq and is a predicted model, not a curated record. NCBI's taxonomy places the organism in Eukaryota, Metazoa, Echinodermata, Asteroidea, Valvatida, Acanthasteridae. Gene Ontology annotation, molecular function: metalloendopeptidase activity. Gene Ontology annotation, biological process: extracellular matrix organization; proteolysis.
UUCACACAAGCAGAAAGCUUUUUUUGUUUGAGCUAACUUUAUACUACUCUGUACGCAUUAAUUAUUUUUGGAGUUGUUUCAAACUUCAAAAUAUGAAGUUGACUUGGGCAUCAGCAGUUGUGCUGGUUGCAGUGGUGCUAUCGGCACGAAGUAGUACUUCGUUACCAGCGACCUCGCAGGAUGGGAACGACCUCACGCAGGAAGACAUCAAGAGCUACUUCGGUGAAAUCACGACGGUUUCCAAAAAUGGUGAUGCGUCAUACGACAUCGUGGACAUUUGGGACCAGUCGUCCUUCUCGGCAGACAAGCUCCCCGUCCGCCACGCCGUGCCCCAUCGCCACCAACACGACGUCCAUUUUAAGGCCUUCCGGGAGGACUUCCACCUCCGUCUACACAAGAAUCCUUGGCUGGUCCGUGAGGGUUUGCGCAUGGAGACGCUCGACAAGAAUGGGACGGUGGUGGCGAGCGAAGCAGUGCGGCGAGAUUGCUUCUACUUCGGGGACGUGGUGUCGCACAACAGCUCGUCAGUUGCGGUCAGCAAAUGUGACGGCUUGGCAGGAGUUAUCGGUUACGGACGACACGACAUUUUCAUCAAACCGUUGCGAAGUGACCACGCGGAGCAAUACAGACGGAGGCGAAGAGAUGCGGUCGAUCCUCACAUCGUGUACAGGCGGUCGGCGACCGAUGGCGACCCAACAGCACACUUCUGUAGCCCACCGCCCCCUAUGAAAGACCCCGAGACAGGCAUGACCGUAGAUGAGGAGAUGGUGGCCGCCUUGGGCGGGAAACUCCUACCGUCCUCACUCCAGACAGGACAGAAGUACAUGGAGCUUAUGAUUAUGGUGGACAAUGAGAUGCGCAAACAUCACGACAACAAUCUGCAGUCUUACGUCACGACCCUGCUAAAUAUUGUCGCGCGUCGGUUCGUGGAUCCCAGCCUGGGUGCCAACCUCCGCAUUCAUGUGGUCAAGUUUUACGUCUUGCAAAGCGACGAAGUAGGCACGGGGUCCGACGGGUUUUCGACGGAGGAUGCAUUUACCGUCACCAGUGAUGGCUACCAAUUACUGAAUGACUUCUGCCAGUGGCAAGGAACGAAGAACGAAGUCGACGAUGCUCAUCCAGAGCAUUGGGAUAAUGCCAUUCUCAUCACCAGGUACAACCUAAUCGACCCCACUGACGGCUCCGAUUCACUACUUGGCCGCGCCCCAGUAGGCGGCACCUGCCGUCACUACCAGCAAUGUUCUGUCAACGAGGACGAUGGACUGGGCAGUGCCUUGACAAUUGCCCACGAGACCGGUCACACGCUGAAUUUGAAUCAUGAUAGCACUUACGGCUGCCCUGACGGUGUUAACAUCAUGUCUGGGAUUCGAUCGGCUGGUGCAGGUGCUCUGUCCUGGUCCAUGUGUAGUCAGACCCACGUCCAGGAGUUUCUCAGAAACCCUGUCAGUAAUUGCCUUAAUGACGAACCUCUGGAAUUGCCGGUCUCCGUGAACGAACUACCAGGAACCAUCUAUAGCUAUGCCGACCAAUGUCAGCUGGCCUUUGAUAGUGACCGCUACACAAUGCCUGUGAAUGGACAGGUGGAUUGUAGUGUAUUGGCUUGCCAAGAUCGUAACGGUGCUUGGCGAUCCAAAGGUGUUCCAGUCAUGGAAGGGACCGAUUGUGGGACUGACAAGUGGUGCCUCGACGGUCAGUGUGUGCAGCGCAUGCCCCUGCCAGAUGCUGUGGAUGGCCAGUGGUCAACCUGGGGUGGUCAGUUUGGAUCAGCCGAGUUUGGGCCCUGCUCCAGGUCUUGUGGAGGUGGGGUCCGGUCCAGGAUGCGCUACUGUGACAAUCCUCCACCCUCCAAUGGUGGUCGAGGUUGCGAGGGAACCAACGUUGAGUAUAUAGUUUGUGAAACCCAGCCUUGUGCUACGUCACAAGAUGACUUUAGAGAUGAGCAGUGCAUGGCAACCAAUAACACACCACUUAAUGGUGUCACUUACAACUGGGUGAAAGGCUUCAUAGCUGACCAAACAGGUGAUGAGCUUUGCGACCACAGAUGCCUAAGCGAGCAGCGAUUCUGGUCUAAGAGGGAGCCCUUCCAGUUUAUAGAUGGCACCCGGUGUUGGCAUGAUGAGAAGAAUGAUGCUGGUAAACUCAAACUGUGUGUCGGAGGUCUAUGCAAGUCAUUUGGCUGUGAUGGAAGGGAAAAUUCAAACGCGGUGUUUGACGUGUGUGGUGUCUGUAAUGGUGAUGGGUCUUCGUGCUCUCUUGUAUCUGAUUCCUUCACGGGUGGGACCACAACUGGUUUUAAUCACUUCCUAACUUUACCUGUUGGUUCAACCAGAAUAGAGAUAAGCAAUGCCAAUUCUGCUUAUACUUACAUUGCCCUGAAAAUUGGGAAUGAGUAUGUACUGCAAGGCUCGGGUAACUACAGGCCAUCGACUGGCCGGUACAGUGCGGGAAGCUCGGUGGUCCUCUACGAGAGUGGGAGUAGUAUGGAAAAACUGACUAUUGCUGGCCCAACCACACAGGAGAUUGAGGUGGAGGCAUUCUUGUUUCUCAACCCCAAUGUCAAUUACGUGGGAGGGGUCAAUGUGCAACCAGAUGUUCAGUAUCGAUAUUAUGCACCGAGCGGUUCUGGGAGUGGCCCGCAAGAGUCCUUCCGAUGGGUAGGCACUGCCUUUUCCCCUUGUACGGCCACUUGUGGGGGUGGAAUGCAGACCCGAUCCGUGACGUGCUACCGUACAGUGAAUGCCCGGGAGGAGGCCGUUCAGGACGCCCUCUGUCCCCAGCCCAAGCCCACCGAACGCCAGACCUGCAACACUGAUACAUGCCCCUUUGUGAUGCCAGCACGCUGGGAGACAAGUGAAUGGUUCCCGUGUUCUGUGACUUGCGGGCAGGGCACGCGCACAAGGAUGGUGCGCUGCAUACGCGAUGGGGUGGAGGCACCGGGAAGUCCCGAGUGUGAUCAAGCCAGCAAACCUGCAGAGCAGGAAACCUGCAAUGAAGGGGACUGCUCGCCAAUGGUUCCUAGUGCCUGUAAUGGAGUGACGGCAGAACCGUCGGGCAUCUUCUACAAUAUUGGGCAGGACACCGAUGGGGCAAGUUGCUCCCAAAUUAUAGCUGCCUCCCCAGGGAAGGAGGUUGUCUUGAGGAUUGUCAAGCUGGUUAUUGACUGUGAUUCAGAGAGCUUCAAGAUAAAAGUUGGACUUAGUGAACAGCGCUACUGUGGAUACAUUACCAACCGGCAGAUAACUGUGGGUCACAACAUCGUCAUUCUUGAACACAAGACAUCCAUGGUUAAUGGUGGCUACCAUAUCAGCUACAGUCUCGCUGACUCUGCCACGCCCCCAAAUCCAUGUGAUAGAGUUCUGACAGUGGCAAGUGGUCGCAUCACUAGCCCCAAUUGGCCCAAUCCCUACGGACCCAACCAGAUGUGUACCACCACCGUCGUGGUCAAGCCAGGCAAGAAGAUCCGUGUCACCUUCCAGAAGUUUUUCCUGGACAGCAAGGAGCCAUUUUGCGGCAAGGACUAUGUAGUGAUCACCGACAACAAUGCUCGGAUGGACAGCCCGGUUUUCUACUGUGGGACCAAGUCUCGGUUCACGUUCCGCUCCAGGAGCAAUAUGAUCGCCAUCACCUUCCGCUCAGACUCAGCUCAGGAGCUGAAAGGAUUCAAAGCUGCCCUGCGCCAAAUCAAUUAGACUAAGGAAAAUUUGAAUCAUUUAUUUAUUUCUCUCAGCGUGAAUCUAUUUGUCAGGUCUAAAAGCAUUACACGAUAAUAACUACAAUAAUAUAUUAUAAUAAUAUGACUUAUUUAUAUAGUGUCCUCCAGUACUGUCGGACUCUCAAUGCACGUGCCACUAUAUUAUCCCUUCUCACUGGGUCUAUACACAUUUCUAAAUUGAACCAUAUCGACUAAACUCCCUAGGGAGUAUAGGCCUAUACGACCAUGACCUUGGUGCAAUCAUUUCAGGUGCUUCCAGGGUUUACCAACUACAAUUACCUCCUCCACCCUCAAAGGGGGUGGAGAGAGGCAAGUGAAAGGAAAGCUAUUUGUCUAAGCUCGCAAUGUAUGCCAUGCUCCAUCACAGGAUUCCAACCCCAACCCUAUGAUAGGGACUCACAAACCC